AGCACGUGUAGUUUUUGUUUACGUUUUUCCACCGAUGAAGUUUAUUCCGUGCUAUUUUCCCUGAAAUUCCAUCAAAAUGUUUGUUACGGACGUGAACGACAUAAAAAUCUACAAUCUAAGCGCUGGCAAAUCGCUGCCAGAAUGGCUGACCGAUCGCCGAAAACGUUCACAGCUGAAAAAGAAAAUCGACUCCCGGCGCCAAAUUGAAUUGAUCCAGGAUUUUGAUAUGCCUGGGGUCUCGACUUCAAUACGAAUGUCACCGGAUCAGCAAUACAUCCUGGCAACGGGCACGUACAAACCGCGAGUCAAGUGCUUUGAGGUUGUGAAUUUAUCGAUAAAGUUCGAAAGAUGUUUUGAUUCGGAGAUUACGUGCUUCGAGGUUUUGAGUGACGAUUACAGCAAGCUGGUUUUCCUGCAAUGCGAUCGAUAUGUAGAGUUUCAUGCAGCUCACGGGAGGCAUUACAGAUUGCGCAUUCCCCGUUUUGGACGGGAUAUGAAGUACCACAAGCCUACAUGCGAUCUAUUUAUUGUGGGAACCUCAAGUGAUAUAUAUCGCCUCAACCUUGAACGGGGUCAAUUUCUUCAACCUUACCAAUCAGAGGGAAGUUGUCUUAAUACUUGUGAAAUAAACCCCGAACAUAAUUUACUGCUGGUCGGUACAGAAGAAGGUACAGUUGAAGCCUGGGAUCCUCGUGAACGUCGAAAGUGUUCGACAUUAGAUGUGGCAAUGAAAUUUCCGAAUUAUAAACAGUUUCCAUCGAUCACUUCCUUAAAAUUCAAAAAUGGUCUUCAAAUGGGUGUCGGAACCGCUGACGGUCACGUACUACUCUAUGACAUACGAUCCCGCGAACCAUUAUUUAUCAAAGACCAUUUGAACCGAGAAGCCGUGAAGAAAAUUGAAUUCAAUGCAAGCAUGAAUGCAGUGUGCUCCCUUGAUUCAGCUAUGUUAAAAAUUUGGGAUGAAAAUUCGGGCAAGCAAAUGGCAUACAUUGAAUCACAGUCGAAAUUCAAUGAUUUCUGUACGAUACCAAACACUGGGAUGUUCUUCUUUGCACAGGAAGAUGUUAAGAUGUUGACGUAUUAUAUUCCAUCAUUAGGUCCAGCACCCAAGUGGUGUUCGUUCUUGGAUAACUUGGCUGAAGAGAUAGAAUCGGAGGCGGUUGAACACAUCUACGAUGACUAUCAAUUUGUUACGAAGAAGGAAUUAGAGGAGUUGAACCUGGACAAUCUAAUAGGCACCAACUUACUGCGAGCAUACAUGCAUGGUUAUUUCAUCGAUGUUCGCCUAUACAAUAAAGCCAAAGCCGCCGCCGAACCAUUUGCUUUUGAAAAAUAUCGCAAGGAGAAGAUUCGUCAACAAAUCGAAGCGCAACGCCCCAGUCGGUUACAACUCAAUUCCGAUCUUCCAAAGGUCAAUCAAGAGCUGGCCCUUAAAAUCAUCAGUGAACAAGAUUCAUCUAAAAAACCGAAGAAUGCGCCCAACCUCUUGGAAGACAGUCGUUUCAAGACCAUGUUUGAAAAUCCUGACUUUGCUAUUGAUAAAAAUGCUGCUGAAUUCAAAAUGCUUGCUCCUGUGCUGAAACGACUGGAUAAAUCGAAACUGAAGGAAGUCAAACGACGCAUCGAAGUUGAUCGGGUCAAACAACUCCACGCAGAAGAAGACCAGCAACCAGAGAGUUCAGAUGACGAUGAUUUGUUCCACGAUGGCAAUACGAGCGAAAAGUCGGAUGAAAGUGAUGAGCCAAGUUCCGAUGAUGAAGAUGUACGUGAAUUUGCGAGAGAGAUGAAGAAAACAUACAAACAAGUUAAGAGGGACCGCGAAGAUCGUGACAGGGAAGAAGAGGAGCUAGAGCGCGAGAAGGAGGAGAAUGGGACAUCAUCAACUAAAAUGAUAGAACUGGAUCAUUUGCGUGAAUUGAAGAUGGGUGGGUUGAGGAAGAAAUCUAGUAAGGUCAGUCUUAAGGAUAGAGUUGAAAAAGAACUGGCCUCGGAACAGUUUGUUGCUGACAAAGGUAGUUACGGGAAUCGAAGUAUGACUUUCGAUACGAAGCCGCUUACAAAGGAUAUGAAGAAACGUGAAUAUGAAAUGAAAAAGCAUAGAGAGGAGAGGAAGCAGCUGUUGAGACCGGUUUCGAGUUUGCCCUUGAAGAAGCUUAGGAUUAAGUAAAAUAGUAGUCAGUUCGUUGUGUAUGUUUUUAUUUCACAGAAAUAAA
Molecule: messenger RNA, 2213 nt
Organism: Hermetia illucens (black soldier fly)
Lineage: Eukaryota; Metazoa; Arthropoda; Insecta; Diptera; Stratiomyidae
Gene: l(2)34Fd
Product: nucleolar protein 10
Exons: 8
Coding region: 77-2167 (696 amino acids)
Biological process (GO): maturation of SSU-rRNA from tricistronic rRNA transcript (SSU-rRNA, 5.8S rRNA, LSU-rRNA)
Cellular component (GO): nucleus; small-subunit processome; 90S preribosome
Molecular function (GO): protein binding
Source: RefSeq, a predicted model, not a curated record